Parnassius apollo (apollo) is the source of this 876-nucleotide messenger RNA. The record is from the annotation of a GenBank genome assembly. Lineage: Eukaryota; Metazoa; Arthropoda; Insecta; Lepidoptera; Papilionidae.
AUGUUGAGACACAGUUUAGUAUUGAUAAAACAACCAGUUAUACUGCUGCCACAGGAGAAAGAGAAAUGUUCCAGAAUCGCAUAUUUUGUUAUUGUACAAUGCAUAUUGGUGUUUGUCGGAUCAGCAACAAUCCACCUUUGUGUUUGGUCUCCCGAGAAUUCGACAGACGACUACGACAAGCUCGCCCGUAUCAUGUAUUUAUAUGAUUCUGAUGCUUGCGGCUACGAGCUGAGUUCAUCCCUUGCGAUCUCCAAUUUGAAAUUCAGUAAUGACACCCAUGGCUUCAACGUUCUUCCUAUAAAGUGGCAGCCAGCUAUUGUUACCGUUUCUACCAGAUUUUCUGCGAAAACGAGGAGGUACAUAGAACUUAGCAUUGCAGUACACCAUAUCUGGAUAUUGUCAGCUAUAAUCCUGAGGAUAUUUGUUGGUACUAAAUCAACCAUACGCUUCGUCAGGUUCUGCCUGUCAAUAUUUUUCUACGUUUCGAUUUCGGUCGUCAUAUUUGACCUGUCCAUGGCCAUCGUUUAUGCUGCUCAUAUCAAGAAGAGUUUGACCAAGGGCAUGAUUCUGAGGUACAGCGGAUGGAGUGUGGAAAUGAAGUUGAAGAAUUACGACGACUUCGGCGGCUGGAUACCUGUUAUAGCGGCUGUCUGUUGGAUGAGAGGCAUCUUUAUUAUGUUUAUAAAUAUUUAUUGCUGUAGGACAUUGCAUUUGAUGAUCAGGGGCAUCCGGAAGAGAGAAGUGAAAAGAAGACUUACGCUCUCUGAAAACUCACCACUCCCGGAAGCGAGGACGGAAAAUCCAAGUGACGAAACUGUGCUAUAUUAUAGGACUGGUGAAUUCGUACCGUAUGUUGAUAAUAAAAGAAGGAUUUGA